Molecule: messenger RNA, 1860 nt
Organism: Lacerta agilis (Sand lizard)
Lineage: Eukaryota; Metazoa; Chordata; Lepidosauria; Squamata; Lacertidae
Product: probable acyl-CoA dehydrogenase 6
Exons: 9
Coding region: 1-1467 (488 amino acids)
Biological process (GO): fatty acid beta-oxidation using acyl-CoA dehydrogenase
Molecular function (GO): flavin adenine dinucleotide binding; acyl-CoA dehydrogenase activity
Source: RefSeq, a predicted model, not a curated record
AUGCGACGACGGUCCCUGAAGCUGACACAGCUCCUUUUCCCAAGCGACGGAAAGCGCCCUCGCGGCAGCCGAGGCGAAGGUGGGAGGGGGUUUCGAGAGGCGGGCCAGCUUCGAGAGGCGGUCCUUCCCCGCGGAAGAGCCCGCGCAUGGUCUUUAGCGGCCCUGCCGGACAUGGCCUCUCGCUGGGUUUUUGCGCUAAGGCGCAAAGAGGGAGCCAAGUCGCUGCUCCUCUUGCGCGGGGCGCAAGGAAGCUCUCCUCGCAGCCGGAGCAGCAGCAGCGCUGCCGCCGUGGCCGGGUCCCCCCCCGGAGACCACCUAAUAUACACGCAGGAGCAUUUCGCCUUGAGGGCGUCUCUGAGAAAGAUUAUUGACAAAGAAAUCAACCCAUUUGUGGACAAAUGGGAAGAAGAAGGACAGUUUCCAGCACACCAAGUUUUUAAGACUCUGGGGAAAGCUGGAUUCCUUGGAGUGAAUAAGCCAACUGAAUAUGGCGGUCUUGGCCUGGACUUCUCAUACAGCAUUGCAGUGGCUGAAGAACUGGGAAAUAUUCGCUGUGGAGGGGUUCCCAUGGCGAUUGGAGUACAAGCUGACAUGGCAACACCUGCCCUUGCAAGAUUUGGAUCUGAGGAGCUGAAAAGAGAAUUCCUUGCCCCAAGUAUAGCUGGAGAUGUUGUGGCUUGCUUGGGAGUCAGUGAACCUGGCGCAGGCUCAGAUGUUGCAAGCAUCAAGACGAAGGCUGUAAGAAAAGGAGAUGACUAUGUUGUAAAUGGUGGCAAAAUGUGGAUUACAUCUGGAUGUCAGGCAGAUUGGAUGUGCUUGCUGGCAAACACGAGCGACGGACCACCUCACAGAAACAAAUCUCUUCUGUGUCUGCCGAUGAAGCUACCUGGUGUUCACAUUGCUAAGAAAAUCGACAAGAUGGGCAUGCGGUCAUCCGACACGGCACAAAUCUUUUUUGAAGAUGUCAGAGUUCCCAGAAAAUACCUCAUUGGGGAGGAAGGAAUGGGCUUUACGUACCAGAUGUUGCAAUUCCAAGAGGAGCGAAUGUGGGGAGUAGCCAACAUUUUGAUGCCACUGGAAAAUGUGAUACAAGAGACGGUUGAUUAUACUCGCCAGCGUAAGGCAUUCAACCAGCCAAUACUUCAUAACCAAACAGUGCACUUUCGUCUGGCAGAAUUAGCGACGGAGGUGGAACUCCUUCGAUCUUUACUCUAUCGGGCUAUUGCUCUUUAUAUCUGUGGCAAUGAUGUGACCAAAUUUGCAUCCAUGGCUAAAUUGAAGGCAGGGCGUCUGGCUCGGGAGUUAACAGAUAGUUGUCUCCAGUUCUGGGGAGGAAUGGGGUUCACUAAUGAGGUGCUGGUGAGCAGACUCUACAGAGACUCUAGAUUGCUCUCCAUAGGAGCUGGUGCUGAUGAGGUCAUGCUUUCUAUUAUAUGCAAGUACAUGGACAUCUUACCAAAGAAGUAACUCCCAGGACUCCUGCUGAUCUCUGCUUACAUUUCAGUAAGCUAAAUUGGGUAGAUUUUGUGAGGAAAAAAUACCCAAAAGAUCUAUUCUAAGAGUUACUUACCUUGAAUGUUCUUAACUUUCAUGUUGCUGGGAUUGUGCCUUAUAUGUUAAUACCAUACCUAAUCAUUGCCAGAAACAAACAUGCAACCUUAUUUUACCUCAAAUAUUAUAUGGCAUGACCUAUGCUCACUCUCUGGUUGGGCAGAGAGAUGGGACUACUUCUCUGGCUAUUCUUACAAAGCUAAAACAUUUUAAAUACGUCACAAAAACCAGAGCUUUUAGCAGAAGCUUCUGGUGAAAGAUUGCUUGAGCCACACAGCUUCUGCACCUUUGCCAGAACAAUGAAAAUUU